Messenger RNA from Aspergillus lentulus, 405 nucleotides. RefSeq lists its product as uncharacterized. The record is from RefSeq and is a predicted model, not a curated record. NCBI's taxonomy places the organism in Eukaryota, Fungi, Ascomycota, Eurotiomycetes, Eurotiales, Aspergillaceae.
AUGCGUCUCUCAACUCUUCUCCUUCCUCUCCUCCCCCUCGCCCUCGCCAACCCCAACCCCAACCCAGUAGCCGCACCAGCCCCCCAAUCUACCGGCGGCGGCCUCCUCUCCGAACUCCCCACCAUCCUCAACGGCGUCAAAGAGCUCCUAAGCGAGGACACGCUCAACGACCUGCAAACCAUCGUCAAAGGCGGCGCCGUGCUUUUGGGCGGGGACAACCCAUCCAACAUCGCCAAGUUGCUUUCAGGAGAUAAUGUCAACAAGCUCCAGGAUGUGAUUGAUAAUGCGCACUCGCUGUUGACGGCGAACUUUGUGAAUGAGACGUCGACGCUGAUUGGGGAUGCGACGCCGCUGGUUUCGGCUGUGGAGAAGUUGCUGGGUGGGUUGUUGGCUUCGUUGACGUAG